Molecule: messenger RNA, 1494 nt
Organism: Hyaloperonospora brassicae
Lineage: Eukaryota; Oomycota; Peronosporomycetes; Peronosporales; Peronosporaceae
Source: the annotation of a GenBank genome assembly
AUGGCCGGCAAGCGCAAGAAGACGCACUGGGCCGUGCGGCGCAAGCUCAAGCACGCGCGCGGUGGCGACGGCCCGCGUGCCGCCGACGACAAUGACCGGCAGCAGCAGCACACGGACCGGCGCGUUGAUCGCGUCGAGACCGUCCACCCUGGCUCGUACGCGGCGCAGCGUCCUCACGUCGCGUCGACGACUGCGGCAACAGUGUUGCCACCCAAGCGCCGCUAUGGUCUGUGGGUGGCUUUCUGCGGCAAGAACUACAGUGGCAUGCAGAUGAACGAAGGCGUACGGACCAUUGAAGCAGAGCUCGAGCGUGCUUUGUUCGAAGCGGGCGGCAUUGCCGAGAGCAACUAUGGUUUCUUGCAGAAGAUUGGCUGGAGUCGGGCAGCUCGGACGGACAAGGGCGUCCAUGCUGCUGGGCAACUGCUGACGGCAAAACUUCACGUGGACGAAGGUGACGACAAAGUGUUGGCGUUUGUUGCCGGAGUGAACAGUGCGCUGCCCAAGGACAUUCGCGUGCUGCAGAUGGUGACCGUCACCAAGAACUUUAAUGCGAAAAUGAUGUGCGACCAGCGCACGUACGAGUACUUGGCGCCGACGUUCAUUUUUGGUCAGCGCACACGUUGUGUAGGACUGGAGGAUAAAAAGAAGAGGCAUGAGGACGGAGAACGAGAAGCGACGCAGUGGACAGUGGAUGCGUGUGACGUGGAGAAGGACGGAAGCGACCACAUAGUGAUUGACAGUCCGACGCUCGAGGCUCACAAGGCCUUUCGAAUGAGCGAAGACACAUUGAAACAGCUCGACGCGGCGUUGCAGCAGUUUGUCGGAACUCACAAUUUCCACAACUUUACAUCGAAAAUGGAACCCACAAACCCACAAGCAAAGCGCUAUAUCAUUUCAUUUGAAGUCGACCGUCCGUUUGUGCAGUAUGAAAUGGAAUGGGUGCGCCUGCGUGUCGUUGGCCAGAGCUUCUUAUUGCACCACAUUCGCAAGAUGAUUGGUACUGCCGUGGAAGUCGUCUCGGGUAUGUGCGAUCCGUCAACUAUCGAGCGUGCCAUGCAGCUGACGAAGAUGGACUUGCCAAAAGCUCCUAGUGUGGGACUCUAUCUGGCCCAAGCUCACUUUGAGGUGUAUAAUCUGAAGAUGGCAGACUCGAUUCAGACGUCUCAUCCUCUGCUUGAUUUGAAGGAACCAGCGGUAGCGGAUGCGGUCGAACAAUUUAAGCGUGACUUUAUCUUUGACCACAUCAUGAAGCACGAAGAGUGCACACGCACUUAUGCUAAAUGGUUGCGCAUCAUGGAAGUGCUCCCAUUCGACUACAUACCCAAGUCCUAUCUAGAAUGGAAAAAAGCAAAAGAAGAUGAAGCUGCUCGUACAGAUCGUGCGGGUAGGCGUGAGUUAGCAAAGCUAGCGCGUGCUGCUGAAGCUACUGUCCAAGCAGUCACUAGUGUGGAGACGAAAGUAGUCUUACAAGCUGAUAUCGUUGCCGCUGAUUGA